AGGAUUCUAGAGCUUUCUGGAGCUUUCUGGAGGUUUCUGGAGGCGCUGGAACAGGCCCUAUGUGUUUUGUAUGUAAAGCUCUAACCGUGUGUAUUUUCAGUUUGGUUAUUUCUUCUGGACUGCGAAAAAACUGAUAGUUAUUAGCAAGGCCAUAUAUAGGGUUAUUCAUAAAGUACUCUUGGUGAGGAGCGGGUGUCUCGCACGGUCGUACGUUACCGACCCUGACCGAGGAGGGUUAGUUAUUAUUGUUCACUCAAAUCAUUGUCUAAUUUUACACAAAUUGAGUGAGAUUAACUUAGGCACACAAAUUAUUCAUUGACAGCAUAAUUUACUGGUAAUCACAGAUUUUUAGAUCGAAUUUCAACAAACAAAUGAUGUAUAACUUGGAAGCUGAUAGAGCCACAGUGCCAAGGAAAGGGGCGUUUGAUGGCUCAAUAGGCUAUCUUUCUGAUUGAUUUCUCAGAUUCAUGGGCACAGGAACAAUUUACAGUUUACACCAUUUCCUCUGGUAGGUGAACUUGAAAAAAAAUGUUCUGGCAUGUUAUGACCUACUGUUCAUUCAACCGUUGCCUAGUUCCCUGUGGGCUGUAAGUGCCUAUUUACAAGCAACUUGACAUGGACAAGGCCAGCAAAGUUUUUCGAAGGGGCGGUGUGCGGCUGCGCACGCUGAGCAGCCGCCACUCGGAGCUGCAGCUACUCAUCUCUGAGCUGCGCACGGUGCGCGCCGCGCAGCGCGGCCUGGUGGCGGCGCAGAAUCGCGCCGCGCAGGACCUGGUGCGCUGGUCGCUGCGGGACGAGAACCGCGCCGUCCAGGAGGUGGCACAGCUGCUGGCCGAGCUCACCGCCAUCUACGCCGACGUGCAGACCGAGUUCAAUGCCCAGCUGAAGGCGCUCCGGUACCAGUUCGAGAUGAUUCUGGAGGGUGAGGAGCAGCUGGACAGUUGCCGCUCGGAACUCGCCGCCUGCGAGACCAAGGAGAGCAAGCACCGGCGCGAGCUGAAGAAGGCGGCCGCUGGCGACCGGCAGCAGGCCGAGCUCAAACUCACUGCAUCCGAGAGGGCCAAGAACGCCGCGCUCAGCGAGGUGACGGAGCGGACGCGGGAGAACGAGGUGGCCAAGAUGGCGCGUCUGAAGCAGGGCCUGCUGACGCUCUCGGACGCCUACCUGCAGCUGGCCGAGCGGACCCAGCUGGUGUUCAGCGCGCACCGAGACAUCGUCAGCGAGCUGCCCGACAUCGACGCCGAGCACCUGCACGCCGCCAAAUUCACCGGUUCCCAGCGGUGUCAGCAGCGUGUCGGCAGGGUGCGGGAGCUGCUCCGUCCGCCCGAGUCGGGAGCGGCGGCGGCGGUUGGCCGGGCAGACUCUGUGCCGCCCGAGCCGCCGCCGCCGUACGCAGCCGGCACCCCGACCCGCCGCCAAAGCGCCGCCCCCGCCCCCGCCGGGACGCCGCCCUGUCGCUGCGGCGCCGCUCAGGGGUACGGGUGGCGAAACUCCUCCAUGAGUUCUGCAAGUGACUUCAGUCCGUCGGCGCCGCUGGACAGUUCAGCUUCUCCGGUAUAUCCGGGCAGCUCACCGGGGUAUCCGUCCGGCCCGGCGUACCCUGACGGUUCCCCUGGGUACCCGGGCGACUCCCCGGGGUACACCGGAGCCGGGCACGGGGCGGCGCCGCGCGGCCACCCGCCGGUACCGGUGCCACGCUGGCUGCCGCACGGUCACGGCGGCCACGACCCCCAGCCGGGGCUGGCCGCCGCCGUGGGCGGUCUGCAGCUGCGCUAAGCGAGCCUCUCGGCGGCAGACGACACUCAGAGAAAGCUGGUCACUGGCUGACAAGGAGGAGCCCCUGCCGCCAGUACAGAGUGCUGCUCAUUGGACCGGGCAUUCGGAGCGCUAGUCGGAGUGCGAGCGGACCUCGGGGUUCGGGGUUCGUCCACAGCUCAAAGGAAGCCGAAAUCUUUCAUUUUUAUACACAUCUUUCUAUACAUGAAACGGUAUACUGGCCGUGUCUCAGAUUUCUUUAUAAUGUAAAUGUGACUGAUUGUGGAAUCGAUAUCCACUUUGGCAUGUCUGUAGGUAAUUACAGACCAUUUUGCAUGUUUAUACAUUUUGAUGAAUUAUGUUUUUGGUUGUUCAAUUGUACAUUAAUUCUCAACGUCUGUUGUGUGAGUGUAUGUGAGUGUAUAUUUCUUUAGCCCCGUAACCUGCUUCGCAAACGAUGGUAUUAUUUGCUUUGCUUUUGACUUGAAUAUUGUGUUGACAGGACACUAUAUGUCCUCUACAGCAUUUUUCCUGUAGUCGAUGCUUUCACAACUACUUAGUCAUUGUCUGUGAUAGCAUUUUUCAGUUUCAGUGCAUCAAGCCGUGCCCGUCUCGGCUGAUCUCUUGUAGCCCGCUCACUGCGUGACGUCUCAGAUUGCGUCUGACGAUGGGGAGUGCAGUCAGCUGUGCUUUCGAAGGAUUCACACCCCAACUCGCCUCGUCCUCCCUCCUCAAUAGUCAGCUUGUAGUCAGUGUUUUGAUAUGAUAUUGGUGUGCCGUAGAUCGUAAUGUGGCACUGCACCCUUGCGCUACCUGCUAGAGAUGUUGCCUUGGAAAUAAGACAAGAUGUCAGCGUAUGUCAACGAGUACCGUCCGUCGCAGCCUUCCCGUCGCUGUCCGUCCCGGGGACGAGCAGCGUCCUUGUCUUUCCGUGGUCGUUCCGUCCCUUUGUCGGCGGGUUUUUCGCCCGUGGAGCCAGCGCCGUCGAGCGACCGGUAGGUGAAGUUGUCAUGCCGACGGCGGAGCACGAAAUCACCCGUUUUGCACCGCCGCAUGUGGCGGGUGGACUGUGCACAAAGUGGAGUCGGGCUGGCUGGCUCCGAUAACGCGAUCCAACGCACAAUUAGAUCGUCCUAAUGAUGCGGCGAUGCCGAAUUGGUAUACACUAGUGAAGUGUCGAGCUUCCAAUACAACUGGCAUUACAUUCA
Amphibalanus amphitrite is the source of this 2963-nucleotide messenger RNA. RefSeq names its product protein diaphanous homolog 1-like. The transcript has 6 exons. Lineage: Eukaryota; Metazoa; Arthropoda; Thecostraca; Balanomorpha; Balanidae. The record is from RefSeq and is a predicted model, not a curated record. The coding region runs from base 616 to 1776 and encodes 386 amino acids.